Messenger RNA from Perognathus longimembris pacificus (Pacific pocket mouse), 5526 nucleotides. Its product is annotated as carboxyl-terminal PDZ ligand of neuronal nitric oxide synthase protein-like. The coding region runs from base 491 to 2578 and encodes 695 amino acids. NCBI's taxonomy places the organism in Eukaryota, Metazoa, Chordata, Mammalia, Rodentia, Heteromyidae. The transcript has 12 exons. The record is from RefSeq and is a predicted model, not a curated record. Gene Ontology annotation, molecular function: nitric-oxide synthase binding.
GACAGGCGCCCCGCUCCACCGCCGCCACAGCCGCCGCCACCUCCACCGCCUCCUUUUCUUCCUCGUCCCGGGCCGUCCGCCACUGCUCUGGGGUCGGCACUGCGCCCAGUCCCGCUCCGGGCGGUGCGCCCACCGCUCCCCGCUCCGGGCCGGGGCGCCGCGGGCUCCCGCCGCCGCCCCCGCCGCCACCGCUUCCCCGGCCGCUCUCCUCGCGGGCAGGAAUCGCGCGGCCACCGAGCCGCCCGCAUCCGCGCCACCCGCUACCGCUCGGCCCUCAGCGCCGCUCUGGGUUCCGGCGGCGGCUGCCCGGAGAGUCCGCGCGGCCGGGGCGCAGCCCACUCCGCACUCCCCCUGGGCCCCCGCCAGCGCCGCCUGGCCCCGGCCGGCCCGCCCGCCUCUCCCCUCCCCGGGGUCUCGCCGGUCCCUUCCUGCGGUCGCGGCCGUCGCCGCCGCGGCCGCCUCUGGAGAAGCGAGUCCACCGCAGGUCACCAUGCCCAGCAAAACCAAGUACAACCUAGUGGACGAUGGGCACGACCUGCGGAUCCCUUUGCACAACGAGGACGCCUUCCAGCACGGCAUCUGCUUUGAGGCCAAGUAUGUUGGAAGCCUGGAUGUGCCAAGACCUAACAGCAGGGUAGAGAUUGUUGCUGCCAUGCGCCGGAUACGGUAUGAGUUUAAAGCCAAGAAUAUCAAGAAGAAAAAAGUGAGCAUUAUGGUUUCAGUGGAUGGAGUGAAAGUGAUUCUGAAGAAAAAGAAAAAGCUUCUUUUAUUGCAGAAAAAGGAGUGGACGUGGGAUGAGAGCAAGAUGCUGGUGAUGCAGGACCCUAUUUACAGGAUCUUCUAUGUCUCUCAUGAUUCCCAGGACUUGAAGAUCUUCAGCUAUAUCGCUCGAGAUGGUGCCAGCAACAUUUUCAGGUGCAAUGUCUUCAAAUCCAAAAAGAAGAGCCAAGCUAUGCGAAUUGUCCGGACCGUGGGGCAAGCUUUCGAGGUCUGCCACAAACUGAGCCUCCAACAUACACAGCAAAAUGCAGAUGGCCAGGAAGAUGGGGAGAGUGAGAGGAAUAGUGAUGGCUCAGGGGACCCAGGGCGCCAACUCACUGGAGCUGAGAGGGCCUCCACAACCACCGCUGAGGAGACUGACAUUGAUGCGGUGGAGGUUCCACUGCCAGGGAAUGAUGUCCUGGAAUUCAGCCGAGGUGUGACCGACCUGGAUGCUGUGGGGAAAGAAGGAGGCUCCCACACAGACUCCAAGGUCUCACCCCACCCUCAGGAGCCCAUGCUGACAGCUUCACCCCGCAUGCUGCUUCCCUCUUCUUCCUCAAAGCCACCAGGCUUGGGCACAGGAACACCGCUGUCCACCCACCACCAGAUGCAGCUCCUCCAGCAGCUCCUCCAGCAGCAGCAACAGCAGACGCAAGUGGCUGUGGCCCAGGUCCACUUGCUGAAGGAUCAGUUGGCUGCUGAGGCUGCUGCACGGCUGGAGGCCCAGGCUCGUGUGCACCAGCUCCUGCUGCAGAAUAAGGACAUGCUACAACACAUCUCUCUGCUGGUCAAGCAGGUGCAGGAGCUGGAGCUGAAGCUGUCAGGACAGAACUCCAUGGGCUCCCAGGACAGCUUGCUGGAGAUCACCUUCCGCUCUGGAGCCCUGCCUGUACUCUGUGACCCCACGACUCCUAAGCCAGAGGACCUGCACUUGCCACCACCAGGCGCGGGCUUGGCUGACUUUGCCCACCCAGUGGGCAGCCCCUUAGUGGACCACAGCAUGUUUGAGAAUUUGAACACAGCUCUUACUCCGAAGCUGCAGUCCAGCCGUUCCUUCCCACACUUGUCCAGGCCUCCAGCUCCCAGUUCUGCCCCCUUGGGUUCUGCAGAGUCUGGAGGGCCGGGACUGAGGGUCGGCAGCAGCCAGCACCUCAAGAACCUGGGCAAAGCCAUGGGGGCCAAAGUCAAUGAUCUCUUGCGAAGAAAAGAACCUUCAAGCCUUGGUAGCGUUGGGGUGAUGGAGAUCAACAAGACAGCAGAGGCCCAGCUGGCUGCUGUGGCUGAUGUAGCAUCAGGGCCCUUCCUGGAAGAUGAAAAGUCAGUCCCAGAAACAUUCCCUCGGCUGGAUCCACCACCUCCCAUAACCAGAAAGCGGACCCCACGUGCCCUGAAGACCACCCAGGACAUGCUGAUUUCACCACAGCCUGUCCUGAGCAGUCUAGAGUAUGGGACAGAGCUGCCAUCUGGGCAGCCCCAGGACUCCCCUCCCACUGCCCAGCCUGUCUCAGUGGAAGACAUUUCACAGCCAGACACUACCAUGGAACUGGGUGAUAGGGACAAUGAUCUGCCUAAUGGUGAGGUCUCCAGGUCAGUCCCUGACCUGAUAAACAAGGACAGCCAGGAUGAAUCCACAAUCAAGGCAGCUGAGCACAGAAGAGCCGCCUCUUCUGGCCUCAUUGAGAGGAAUGGCCUCAAACUCAGUUUGAGCCCCAUGAGCCUGGCUGAGUCCUGGGAAGACUACAGUCCCACUUCUCGGUCACGAACCUCCAGCCUUGACAAUGAGGGCCCUCACCCAGACCUUCUCUCCUUUGAGUAGAGCCUCUUGUCUUCCCUGCUGAACAUCCUCUUCCCUUUUCAUUCCCCUCCACUGCACACACAAGCCCUUGCCCCUGCUCCAUGCACCUUUUGUCUUCCUUGUACAAGAAACCAGCUGAGAGCCCACUUUCCAUUCCAGGUGUUUCAGAUCCAGAAGUAUCUGAAUAGUCCUAGCUAGAAAGUCUGUCUGAAGAAUGGUAAAAAAAAAAAAAAAAAAAAAGACAGGGAUGCCAUCUCUGGAAGCUCCUCAGUAUUGACUGCAGCCUUUGGCUACUGGAGCUCAACUGAAGGCCCACCUACCCAGAACGGUGGCUUGGGUAGGAACUCUGUGCCCAUGUCCCCUAGGCUAUGUAUUCUUCUUCCCCAUGUCUGGGUUCCUUGUCUCUCCUCCAUAUUGAAACAGAGGCUCUCUGCGUCAGGGGAAGUCUGGGCAAGGAAUGAUGCGCUUGGCUUGAUGAUGGGGCCUGGCCUGGAAAGCUACACGCCUUUACCACAGCUCAGCCAUGCUCCUCCUGGCCCCAAGAGAGCACAGGAUCCUGGUUGCCAUCUUUCCUCUGUCAUUGGAGUAAGGCCAGAAGAGGUCCUUACCAAACCUGAGGCCUUAAGGGCUUCACCGAGGUGCAAAUCCUGUUACCAGAAUUCUCAAGGUUUUCCUCAUCCAAUUAGAGGUUCCCCAUCUGGAAGAAGCACUGGGGAAGAUGAUGUGACAAGCUAUGCCCAGCUUGCUGUGUGGUGUGUGUGUGUGUGUGGAGUGCAUGAGUGUGCAUAUGAGACCAUAGCUAGGCAGAGGCAGCAGAGUAUAUUCUGAUGUUGCUUUGCUAUUGUUCUGAGAGGAGAACCCAGGAAGGUUUGUGUGUGGUCUUGCAAGAGUCAGGAAUAGAGGUCAUGGAAAAGGAAGUAGAGUCGGGACAGUGCAGUGUGUCAUUAGGGAUGAGAAAAGCUCCUCAGGGCCACCCCGAAGCCAGGAAUGAAGCACGUGAGAGACUGGAAUGAGAUGAGAAUUGUGGAGGCAAAGCACUUUUCAUUACGUGGCAGGUGCUUUGUGCUUGUGCUGGAAGUUGCCUGAGUUUCCUGCAGUGCUGGGGCCCCCUGGAGAGGCCUCCAGCCUGCUUCUUCCUUGUGGACAUCCCAGUGCUGCUCCACUGCUUUCUGCCGUCAUGAUCUGUGUCAGGGUCCAACAAGGUUCACCUUACCUUAACUGGUUCCUGCCCUCCUGAGUUAACCUGCUUUUCUGUUCCCACCAGGAGGCCUAUUGUCUUGUCUUCCGGUGGCCAGGAUACCCUGUGGUGGUCCCCACUAAGGGUAGUUGGUAGUUGGGGUGGGGGGGGCUGCAAGAAGACUAUCCCUUUUCUUAAACAAAGGAUCUAUAGCUGCUGUCUUCUUGAUGUGAUACCUGUAGCUUUCCCUUUUCUGCUCAUUAUUUGGCUUCCCAUGAGCUCUGGGACACCCCCCCCCCAAGGACUCACCCCCAGUUCAGCACAACUAAGCCCACUGUGACAUAAACCAUUUAUGCUAAUUCCUCCAAAACUGAAGAUUCCCUCAGAUGUGGAUGCUGUUUUGCAUUCUUGCUUGGGCAGUAGUUCAGCCUUGUCUCUGCCCUCCCACCCCUUCUCUAUGAUGCUGUCUUCCAUUGCCCCAAAAGCAAAGGUUGGCUAGCUACCUCAUACUAAGUCCUGUCUCUUCUCCUCAGAUAAGGGUUCGUUCAGACAGGCCCUGGUGGAGUGAGCAGAGCUAUAACCCCAUGUGUAGGUCCUGCCUUCCUCCAAGAACAUCCCGAGGAUAAUUGCUGUCUGACCCUGAGUUUGGAGAGGAGCAUUUGAUGUCCUGUGAAUUCUUCCAGUGAUGUGGGACAUUACCCCCAAACAAAGCUAAGCCUGUAGGGGUAGAGACUCUCAGCACUGUCUGAGUACAAGCUCUCCACACCAGAAGGCCCAUUUACUUCUUUGACAGGAUCAGAAACUCAGCAGGUGCCUGCAGUCUGGGGGCUGCUGGUCCCCAAAGACCAGGCAACACAGUAGCCAUAGCACAGAUGGUGCUAGGCUUGCUUAAAGUACCCAGGCUGCUGUUAGAAUUCGGGCCUUCGGAGGCAAGAUUAGCCAAGGGAUUUCACCUGGUUGGCAUACAACUACUGCUAGGUGAAGAACUACUAGAACUGAAGAACUACUAGAGUUCUUCAGAAUCAUGUCUGACACUAAAUAGGGACCAUAGAGUUCUGUACCAACUUCUAGCUGCUAUGUCUCAGUCAUCUCCUUCCUGUGGGUAUGAUACUACCACCUUGGGAGACCAGCCAGCACUGAAUCCUAAGAUGCUAAAGAUAGAGUGCCUGGUACCAGGGACAAAGUACUUCCCUGGGUCCUGCAGGAAUGGCUACUGAUGACUUCAGCUCAGACCCCUCUCCCCUCAGAAGCCCUACUUGCUUUCCUGUGUACCUCCAUAGUCUGAUUGUAGCAUCAGCUAGGAGGACCCUAUGAAUCCAUCUUGCUGAGCCUAGCUUCUUUGGCACCGUGGCCUUCAGGUAUCCCAGUUCAUGUAAGGAUAGAGAAAUGAAAAAUGAAGCGCCUUGAUUUCUCUGCUUCAUUGUCUUUGAACAGGGCCAACUUAAAGAAGUUGGGCCCAUGGAAUCUUAUCUCUGUGUUUCUCCUCAACUCUGCUCUAGGCAUGUAGCCAUAGCUUUAUUCUGAUAGGUUACCAGGUGAACUUCCAGAAUCUGACAGGAAGAUGAUGGCCCCUGUGCAGAGAGAACCGAAUCUGUGAAUGCUGUGCCUGGGUGACGGGUGACAGGAAGUCACGCAUUUGUAAUCCAUCAGUUUCUAAAGAACACAUUUGGACCCAGUUUGGAAAAGGAAGAAGAUUUCAGAUCUAUUCUGAGUAUGUUUUAGAGAGUUCAUAUUUAUAUUUUUAGAGAUGUUCUGGUAGAAGGAAAUUGCAUAAUAAAAUGAUUCGGUUGCA